AUGGGCGCUUGGCUCGCAGACUACCUCGACGACGCGGGCUACAUCGGCUGGGAAAUGCACGCAUCGAUCUACAAGGCCAUGGUCAUGACGGCCUUUCCUCCCAUCGAUGUCCUGGACGGCGUCAAGCCGGAAUUCCACACGAUGCCCCUGGAAACCUUCGAAGACCUCAUGACCCGUGUGCUGGAGGUGAUGGACUCCCACCUCGCGGAGCAAAGGCGUAUGCGGUCGCUGGACAGCGGAAGCAUCACCGGCCUGCUGCGACGCCGCUGA
Molecule: messenger RNA, 270 nt
Organism: Symbiodinium sp. CCMP2456
Lineage: Eukaryota; Dinophyceae; Suessiales; Symbiodiniaceae
Source: the annotation of a GenBank genome assembly